This is a messenger RNA of Pieris macdunnoughi, 792 nucleotides long. NCBI's taxonomy places the organism in Eukaryota, Metazoa, Arthropoda, Insecta, Lepidoptera, Pieridae. The record is from the annotation of a GenBank genome assembly.
AUGAGUGAUCAACCAGUAUUCAUAGAUGUUUCCACUGGUAUUUAUGAUACAUUAGAUACGAAUAAUGAAAUAAAAAUUAAGGAAGAAGUUAAUUUUGCCAGCCCUAAACCUGAGAUUGACGACUUACUAACAGUCAAAAGUAAUAAAUUUAAAUGUCCAGAAUGUAACUAUUUAUCUAGAAAACAGGAAUUAGUAGACAGACAUAUACUAAAGGUGCAUAGAGGAGAAAAUCCAUUUCAGUGUUUCAUGUGUGAUUAUACAACAUCUAAUAAAGGAAAUUUUGCAGAACACAUCCGCAGACAUGAAGGCAAAAAGCCCUUUAAAUGCUCAUACUGUCCCCACAGAAAUGUCUCCAAGAAAAACCUAAAGAAACAUGAAUUAAUACAUCGUCCAGACAAUCCUUUGAAAUGUCCCCAUUGCGAUUACAUUUCCAAACAUCAAAGAGAAUUCGGAUCGCACACUAGAAAAUUCCAUUCCACGCAAAAUGGUGUUUUGACAUGUGUCAAAUGUCAGACAACGUUUGAUGACCAGGACAGCUUGACAGAUCACGUCAAGUCGCAACUGACAUGUGAGAAGUGUACAUUUGUGGCGUGCGAUGUUGGCAUUUUAGAAAAGCAUUUGGUUAAUCAUAGACAGAAGAGGAUUGAGAAAAAGAAAAGUUUAUGGACUUGUAGUAUCUGUAGUUGGUCAUCUUGCAAACAUCCUAAAAUAUUGUUGCAUCUUAUACAUCACCCUAAUCAAGAAGUGAAUGGUAUUGAUAUAAGUAUUUUGCAGAAACAUGGUAUUAUGUAA